CCACCACCCUCCCACUCUGACACCCCCUGUGCCUCUCUCCCUCCCCCUCCCUCCCCACCUCGUCCCCUUCCUCUCUCGGUGUGAACGGCGGCGUCACACAGAGAGAAGCGGAAGACUCCUGAGGCGUGGCGCUGGCAGCAGCCCUUGGGGUGAGCGCAGGCAGGACGGGGGUUCAUCCAACACCGCCCGGCCGAGGAGAGAAGAACCCCACUCACUCCCAGCCGAUUCUCACAGACUUCUUGGAGCCCUACUCUCGGCUAUCUCUUCGGCUCUCCCACUCAUCGACCCCGGACAGGGGUUCAGCCAACACCAUCUGGUCACGAGCGGGAGAGACCUCCUGCAGCUGAUCCACACUCCGGGCUCCCACAACGAGCCCGCCUUCGUCACGGGGUCCCCGUUAAGUACCCCUUGGGCGGCUCCUCCCCUUCGCUCGGACCUGCCACUGCUCCCGAAGAAGCUGCUUGGCCAUGCUGUGGUUGGGCAUGCGGGCUUCGUGACCCAGCCAACGCAGCCUUUCCUGCCAGAAGAGCUCACCACCCUUCAGGCCCUAAAGUUCGCAUGAAGUUCCACCCGGUGGAUCGCAGCUCACGGCUGCAAUCAUGUCAGUCUCUGGGCCGCCGUCUGGACCGUGCUCUGGGCUGGUUCUGCUCAUCGUCUUGGCUGCAGCUGUGAAUGGGCAGUUCCUGCUGAGCUCGUGCCGGUAUCCGCUGGGUGUGCAGGAUGGGCUCAUCCCAGACGAUGACAUCACGGCCUCCAGCCAGUGGUAUUCUAGCACGGCCGCCAAGUACGGCAGGCUGGAGGGCCAUGGUGGUGAUGGGGCGUGGUGCCCCGCCGGGCCCCUGCUGCCCGGCUCCGCCGAGUUCCUGCAGGUGACACUGCCCGCGGCCCACGUGGUGGCCCUCGUCGCCACGCAGGGCCGCCACGCUGGCGGCCACGGCAACGAGUUUGCCUCCCACUUCCGCCUGCAGUACAGCCGAGACGGGCAGCGCUGGAGUUUCUGGCACGACCGCCACGGCGAGGAGGUGCUGCAGGGCAACGUGGACACGAGUGGGGUGGUGGUGCGCGACCUCACGCCGCCGCUCAUCGCUCGCCACCUGCGCUUCGUGCCGCUUGCGGACCGCUCCAUGAGUGUGUGCAUGCGCGUGGAGGCGUUCGGCUGCACCUGGGACGAGGGGCUGACCUCCUACUCACUGCCCCGGGGUCAUAUGAUGAGCCGGGGGGCAGGGAUUCCACCCCUGGCACUGGAGGACGACUCGUACGACGGCUACUCCACCAGGAGCUACGUGUCGGGAGGGCUGGGUCAGCUGACGGACGGGAUGUGGGGUGGCGACGACCUGGCCCUGACCUCCGACCCCCUGGUGGCCCCCGGCUACGACUACGUUGGCUGGAACAGCUCAACACUCUCCUACGUGGAGACGGAGUUCAUCUUCGACCGCUCACGCAACUUCUCCCUCAUGCAGGUUCACUGCAGUAACCAGUUUGACCACGGGGUGAGAGAAUUCCGUGAGGCUCGCUGCUUCUUCCGUCCGAGCGUGAGCUCCGAGUGGGAGGACGACCCCGUGACCUACGCCGCUAGCAGCUGGGGACCCCGGGCUGGCACCCGGCCAGACCCCAAGGCUCGCUUCGUGCCUGUGCCACUGCUCGGCCGAACAGGCAUUGCCAUCAAAUGCCGCUUCUACUUUGCCGACACAUGGCUUCUCAUCAGCGAAGUUAGCUUCCAGUUCCAGCCAGGGCCGGACGGAAAAUCGGAAGGCCCAGAGGCCCCCUCCGAGACGUCGGCCAUCCCUGGGCAACGCGGCCUCCCCGGGCCGGCUGCUCGCACUGUCGGCAAGACCACGGGGAAGGGGGUGACUUCGAUGAGCUCAGCCACGACCUCGUCGUCGUCAUCAUCAUCAUUGUCAUCGUCUAUACCGCCAGCAGCUACAGCCGCGGGGCCCCCAAGAGGAAGGGCCCUUGAGCCAGGGCCCCUGGAGACCCCUUCAUCGGGGGGCACGGGGGCCCUGGUCGCAUCCCUGGUGGUCAUCAUCGUCGUCCUCAUCGCCAUCAUCGCCCUCAUGCUAUGGAGGCAGCACUGGAAGAAGGUCCUGCGAAUGGUCACCCAUCGGCGUCUGAGCGACAACCUCAUCACCGUCUCGCUGUCGGGGCCGCAUGACACCGCCCUCAUCGGGAACCCUCGCCCCAACGCCUACGAGGGGUCCGCCGAGGAUGGGGGGCCGGCGGAGGGGCGGGCAGGGGGCUACUGCCGUGUGUCCCCCGUGGACUUCUCCUGGACUUCCUCCUCUGGGCGCCGCCUCCCUUCGCCGCUGGCACGACGAAAACUCCCGGAGCUCCCGCAGAGCGCGGAGGACGCGGCCGGUGGUGGCGACGGUGGUGAUGGUGGCUAUGCUGAGCCUGACCUCACGAAGGCCGCCCCACGGCACGGCCGUGGUGCCGGUGACGGUGGUGAUGGUGCCGGCACUGAUGGGGGUGACGUGUUUCCCCGAUCUGGCGCCCGCGUGCCGGCGCUGGACAGUGUUCCGCCGUAUGCCGAGGCCGUCAUCGUGUCCACUGGAGUGACCCUGCCUGGUGCAGGGUGGGACGGGGUCUACGCCGUCCCCGUGGGGGGCAGCUGCGGCCCCCCCACCGAGUUUCCACGCCACUGCCUCAAGUUCCGUGAGAAGCUGGGAGAGGGGCAAUUCGGAGAGGUCCACCUGUGUGAAGUGGAGGGCAUGGACCCAGACACGAGUGCGGCUCUUGGGCUCUGUUCAUCCAAUGGAAAGCCGGCGCUGGUCGCGGUCAAAACCCUGCACCCCGACGCAUCCCAAAAUGCCAAGAGCGACUUUCUCAAGGAGGUGAAGAUCAUGUCUCGAAUGUGCGACCCCAACGUGAUGCGGCUGAUCGGCGCUUGCCUGGACGCGCCGCCACUCUGCAUGAUCACCGACUACAUGGAAGGGGGAGACCUCAACCAGUUCCUCUCCCGCCACCGGCUGGCGGAGCCGGGCACCCCACAACCAAACGGGAUCCCCGCCACCCCCUCCAUGGCGCCCCUGAUCUGCGGGGAGCGGCUGCUGUGGGUGGCGGUGCAGGUGGCAUCCGGUAUGCGUCACCUGGCCACCCUGGGCUACGUGCACCGAGACCUCGCCACGCGCAACUGCCUCGUGGGCACCGCCGCCGGCACGCUGAGCGUGCGCAUCGCCGACUUCGGCAUGAGCCGUAACCUCUACCAGGGUGACUACUACCGCGUGCAGGGCCGUGCCGUGCUGCCCAUCCGCUGGCUCGCCUGGGAGAGCAUCCUGCUGGGCAAGUUCACCGGUGCGAGCGAUGUGUGGGCGUUCGGCGUGACGCUGUGGGAGGUGUUCACGCUGUGCCGCACGCAGCCAUACUGCGGCAUGACGGACGAGCAGGUGGUGGAGAACGCCGGGGAAUUCUUUCGCAACCAGGGAAAACAGGUGUUUCUGCCAGAGCCGGAGGCUUGUCCUGAGCGCGUCCGGGCACUGAUGCUGCGCUGCUGGGUGCGCGACGCCGCCCAGCGUCCCGACUUUGGCGAGAUUCAUCGCGCGCUGAGUGCCGAACGGAACACGUGCCUACGUGACACCGCGACGCCCCAGCGGAGCCAUCCAUUGACCUCCAUCGCCUGAAGACCAAUGAUGAUGAUAAUACAACAACAAUGAUGAUGAUGAUGAUACAACAACGAUGAUGAUGAUAAUACAACAACAAUGAUUAUGAUAAUACAAUAACGAUGAUACAACAAGUAUUAUGAUAAUACGACAGAAUUUCAACAAUCUGCAUUGAUCUUGUGGUGGGGGGGGGGGGGGGGGGGCAGAGGGUGUGCCGUAUCAUCGCAGAACCUGAAAUUCGCAGAACACCGCCGAUGUCAGGCUUAUAUAUUGUGCAACGAAAUUGUCUGUGCCUCCAUGGUGUGCCACGGAUUAUAGGAGGGAAGAACUGCACGAUGUCCAUGAGUCCAUGAAAUGUUUUUGGAUUCCAGUGACUCGUGACUCAAGUAAUCAGUGGAUUACACGAAGCGCCACACGUGACCCGCGACUAAAGUAAUUCUCGAUAAAUGUUUGGAUUUCUAGUAAAACACUUUUUUAGACUUUGAUUUGGAAGUCUUCGAAAAAGAAAUGGAAUUUUUUUCUUCUUCCGCUUAACGAGUCACGUCAGUUAAAGCCAGUCCGCGGAUACAACACCAAAAUGAUAAAGCUCGGGAACGACUUCGCCGUCACAGAUUUCCCUGCAGCUCUGAAUUAUCCCCCGUCCACUUCCACAGAUCGCGGCUCUGCAGCCCGCGAAGUGUUUUCCACUCUGCCGUGGUGUACCACGGAUUACAGAAGCAACAAUAGAGAUUGAGUUCGUCGUCACGUGCCGUGCUUACCCUGUAAUCUGCACAUUUUUUCACAAAUUUCAUUCUUCCCAUGAUCCAUGACAUCACCAAGUCGGUGCUCAUGAUUUCAUGAAUGAUAAAACGAUUGUCCCACCAGAGAAGAACCAGAUUCCAGGUGAUGCGUUGAUAUGUUCCCCCGAUAUUCACGCGGAUUAUUUGAUUUAUUUUUCAACAGCAGCACAGAUGGAUUUUGUCACGUGUUUAUUUCACGUAUAUGAUUCACAUAUCCCAUAAGAAAACUGGAAUUUUAUGUUCUCAUUAGUAGAAAAACUGCUUGGAUAUUAACUCGAAAGUUCACCUUAUUUGCUUCUUUAAAAUGCCUUAAAAAUUUUAAGUAUAGGUCGCAGUGUACACAGGAAGUUGUGGAUUUUAUCCCGACCCUGAUGCCUGCUGUAUAUUCGGAGUUUUCAUCUUUCUCUCUCCCCGUGGUCGCGUGGAUUUUUCUCCGGGUCCGCCAGUUUUUCCCGCCACCUUUAGAAACACACGUGUAAAGUGUUUGGCUGCUAUACAUUUCCACACGAUGAUGAUAAGCCACUUCGUUGAGCUAUUAUUUGUGAUAGCCAUGGUCACUUCUGAAAAAGAGAUACGACAUAGCAGCUCAGUGGGGCCUUACCUGGUAAAAUUAAAAGAAUGUUUUAAAAAUUCUUCUCAGAUCCCGACCCCCCCCACCACCUCUGUGCACCCAGCAGUGUAAAUGGGUCACUACAGUCCACCGGCAGGUCUUUUUACGUGGGAUUCAUUUUGUCUGGCUGGUAUGGAAGAGUAGGCCAAAUGCCUCCAGUGGAGGUCCUUGUGCCUGAAGCGGUGUGAGAAUGCAAUUUGCAGGGCUGUGCCCCAUUGCGUUUUCUUUUAGGCCGAGCACGUGCCCUUGCAUGCCUAGAUCCCCUAACCUGCUGUGUGGAGCUGGUGUCCAGGCAAUGGGGGAGGGCUGGGGCAGGGUCUCUCGGGCCCUGCUCAUAGGCUGCCCUGUGUUAAUCAUUAGAGCUGAGGCCUUUAUGUGGCCAUCAUGGCUUCUAAUGGGCUAGGAACGUGAAAACUUUGUAAGACGAAAGUAGUUGGGCUGCGGUGAUUAGCACGUUGAAGAAUGUGAUGUUACGUCCAGGAUGUUUGCACGGUUUAUCUUCAGCUCAUGGCUUCCCCUCAGACUAAGGGACAUUUAGGCCAGACAGCCCUUAUUAACUUCGAUUAUGAAUUCCUUGUCCGACUAUCCAUCAAACAAAGAUGGUCACGUCAAUGCGCAGCUCUUUCAGAUGCGAUUCCGCGGCCGUCUGGAACGCUCUUUUGAUAUUAGGAAGCCACUGGAGCUAUGCACUUUUAAAUCAUCAUCUAGAUUGAAAAACUCAUAUCUUUAGAACUGCUUUUUGUGUUUAGUUUGUGAUCCUUCCCCCGCCACACUUCAGAUUGGCAUGGUUGGCUACGUACAGUACAAAAGACGUUCAGCAUACAUCCGUACAAUCCCUUCACUUGUUUAUAGGUCUUUUCACCUCAGCCUGAGUUAGGGAUGCCACCUGUUCUGAUUUUUCCACGAUCGUCCCCUUGUCUACGAAUUAGGUUCUAGGUUGUUUUCUCGUCAAGGUGACAACACCAUAGCUACCCAACGAUCCCUUUACCUGGCUCAGGUCUUUCUUUAACUUGUUUAUUGAGCCUUAACAUGGCCUAAGGCAUUCCUUUAAUUUUUCUAACCCAGCCUUAAGCGCCAUUUACCUGUGAACCCUGAACUUUGCCUUCCCUUAACUUGCACUGUGGUGCCCUUUAAUUUGAAUUCAGGCAUAUUUUAUCUUUGGUUUCCCAAUGGCCUUCUAAGGGUUCCUUAGCCUAAGAUUCACAUCGAUUCUUUUUAGACUUGUUAUUUUCAUCUAAGGCUGCCUUCGCUUGAGAGCCCAAUUACUGAACUCGGACUAACGUUCCUAACAUAUCAAUACUGCCAGUGGUAGUGAACGCUGUUUUUUUAAUAUACUGUAUUUCCACGUCUUUCUUUAGGCUAAGUUAAGUGAGAUAUAUUGCGACGAACGCUGUAAAUGUUUUAAUCCACGUGCUGGUGCACACGUAAGAGAGCGUUAAUGUAUUAACGUGGCUUUGUAUUCGUUUCUGCUGGAAGCUACUGUCAUUUUAUAUGCAAUAGUCCCUCGGUUAACGGUGACUGUCGGUUAACGUUUUUUUGUGAAUGUUUCGCCUCCCAUAGGGACCCCCAUGGUCUAGACCAGGGGUCGGCAACCUACGUCUCCGAAGCCGCAUGCGGCUCUUUACAGGCUGCUUCUUGACGAUAUGUACGUAUGUACAGUAUGUGCUCAGAUGCAUUGCGGCUCUUGAAAUACUGAAUUUUGUACCGAAUUGGAAAGAAAUGGCUCUUCUUGUUAUUUUGGUUGCCGACCCCUGGUCUAGACUGACCUUAACAUGUUGACUAACGGUACCAUGUUUAUGUUAUGCACGCAGUGGCGCCUAUUUCAGCCAAUCCGAGCACCCAUAAGUGGGGCUGAGCCAUGCCCUCAGCCAACGUCAUUCCUGUACUCGAUUAACAUGGAUUUCGGUUAACUUAGUUUUUUUCGUGGAAUGUAUAAAAAAAACGUGAACUGAGGGACUACUGUAAUUUUUAUAUUUCCAUUCGCUGCUAUGAUAGAAUUAGCGCUUGCCACCAGGCCAAGUUAAACCAUACGUAGGUAUUGCCGGGUCUGCAGGAUGGCGCAGUGGUCACCCUUGCGCCUCACAGGAAGAAGGGCCUAGGUUACAUACGCAGGUGCCUUUCUCCAUGUAGUUUGUUGCGUGUUCUCUCCUUGUUCUAUUUGGGUUCCCCCCCCCCCCCCCGGAAUUACAAUUGGGAUUACACGUUACUCCCCUACUGUGAAAACUUGGCAGGAUUCUCCUAAAAUAAAAUUUAUUUUGUGGGUAAAUGAGCAUCACAAUAAAAACAAUUGCGCAGCCUGGAA
Lethenteron reissneri (Far Eastern brook lamprey) is the source of this 7287-nucleotide messenger RNA. Its product is annotated as discoidin domain-containing receptor 2-like. Gene Ontology annotation, cellular component: signaling receptor complex; plasma membrane. Gene Ontology annotation, biological process: positive regulation of kinase activity; positive regulation of phosphatidylinositol 3-kinase/protein kinase B signal transduction; cell surface receptor protein tyrosine kinase signaling pathway. Gene Ontology annotation, molecular function: ATP binding; protein tyrosine kinase collagen receptor activity; collagen binding. The record is from RefSeq and is a predicted model, not a curated record. NCBI's taxonomy places the organism in Eukaryota, Metazoa, Chordata, Hyperoartia, Petromyzontiformes, Petromyzontidae.